Molecule: messenger RNA, 5315 nt
Organism: Nannospalax galili (Upper Galilee mountains blind mole rat)
Lineage: Eukaryota; Metazoa; Chordata; Mammalia; Rodentia; Spalacidae
Gene: Raver2
Product: ribonucleoprotein, PTB binding 2
Exons: 12
Coding region: 119-2125 (668 amino acids)
Cellular component (GO): cytosol
Molecular function (GO): mRNA binding
Source: RefSeq, a predicted model, not a curated record
GGCAGCGCCUCCCCCCCGGCUCAGCCUAGCUCCGCCGCCCGCCUCGCCCCCGCGUGGCCUCUGCUUUCUCUGUCCCUUGGCUCCGGCCUCGCAGAGUCUGCAGCGGGGCGCCGGGAAGAUGGCGGCGCCGGGAGGCCGCGCGGGGGACGCGGGCCCGGAGCCGGGUCCCUCUGCCGGGGCGCCCGGGGAAGCCGCGGAGCGGGUGAUGCAUCCCGGGGAGGUCUCCACUCUGCACCCGGAGGAGGUGGCCGCGCGGUUGCAGCGGAUGCGGCGGGAGCUGAGCAAUCGGCGGAAAAUCCUGGUGAAAAACCUGCCCCAGGACAGCAGCUGCCAGGAGGUUCAUGAUCUAUUAAAAAACUAUGAAUUAAAGUACUGUUAUGUGGACAGAAAUAAGCGGACAGCUUUUGUUACCUUAUUGAAUGGGGAGCAAGCGCAGAAUGCAAUUCAGAAGUUUCAUCAAUAUUCUUUUCGAGGCAAAGAGUUACUGGUGCAGCUCCAGCCCACAGACGCUCUGCUGUGUGUCACCAACCUGCCUGUCUCUUUUACAUUAGAAGAGUUUGAAGAACUUGUUCGUGCUUAUGGAAAUAUCGAGAGGUGUUUUCUGGUCUACAGUGAAGUUACUGGCCAUUCCAAAGGCUAUGGGUUUGUGGAGUACAUGAAAAAGGACUUUGCUGCCAAGGCGAGGCUGGAGCUGUUGGGCAGACAGGUGGGAACGUCAACACUCUUUGCACAGUGGAUGGAUGUUAAUCUAUUGGCCUCCGAGCUCAUUCAUUCUAAGUGCCUUUGUAUAGAUAAACUCCCUAGUGACUACAGGGAUUCAGAAGAGCUGUUGCAAUUUUUUUCCAGUAUCCAUAAACCUGUGUUUUGCCAGCUUGCACAGGAUGAAGGGAGUCACAUUGGCGGCUUUGCAGUAGUUGAAUAUAGCACUGCUGAGCAUGCUGAAGAGGUUCAGCAGGCGGCAGAUGGUGUGAGCAUCAAGGGAAGCCAAAUCCAGCUGUCCUUCUGUGCCCCAGGAACACCGGGGCGAAGCACGUUAGCUGCACUCAUAGCAGCUCAGCAUGUGAUGCACAGUAAUCAAAAGGGACUACUUCCAGAGCCAAAUCCAGUACAGAUUAUGAAAAGUUUAAACAACCCUGCCAUGUUACAAGUUCUUCUGCAACCCCAGCUGUGUGGACGGGCCAUUAAGCCAGUUCUCGGAGCACCACCCAGCUUGUCUCAUCUGCUGAGCCCAUCCCUCCCCUCUGCGCUGUUACACUUCAGUAAAGCACAACAGAGUUCAGUUCUGGGUAAUGCUUCUCACUUCCUCCUUCAGAAUCUUUCUCAUGUACCCCUGGCACAGCAACAAUUAAUGAAGUUUGACAAUGUCCAUACUAAUAAUAAGCCCGGCUUACUGGGAGAGCCUCCCCCGAUGGUGUUGCAGCCUGCCCUGGCAAUAGGGCCAUCGCUUCCACUGAAAACGGACCUGGGACACCAUGGAGAAGCACACAAAACGCAGACAACACUAGCAGCUGGGCUGGGCAUCAUACCGUUCUUCCCCAACCAGCUCAAGGCUGGACAAGCCGGGCCCGGGCACGGGACCCCUCAGGAGAAGCAGGCGGCCUCGGUGGGGAUCACAGAAGCCAAUUUCUCUGGGUCACAGCAUUAUCUGCAGAGCUUUUCGGGCCUUCCUGCUGGAGGCCUGCUAACCGGCCACCAGAAGAUGCAGCAAAGCCAGCCAAAGGGCACAGAGGCUACCUUGAAGAGUCAGACUUCACUCUUGGGAGAGCCACCAAAAGAAAUUCGGCUCAGUAAAAAUCCAUAUUUGAAUCUGGCUAGCGUGUUACCCAGUGUGUGCUUACCACCUGCAGCAAGUAAAGCCACUCCACAGAAGACUGGAAUGACCAGCCACAUUCUGGAUGCACUCUCUCAGGGAAGUGACCCGCAGCAAGCACUGGAAAAGUGCGUCGCUUAUUCCCCAGCUUUGGGGGAUUAUGCCCAGGUGUCCCCUUUGAGAAAUGAAAAGCGAGGCUCGUCCUAUCUCAUCUCUGCCCCAGAAGGUGGCACAGUGGAGCUCACUGACCAGCAUCCUCAGGGCACGGGAGCAUGUUACACGGAAACCUACCUAAAAAAGAAGCGUGUGUACUAAGCUGGGUGUUCUUCCAUGUCCUGUGGUCCUCUGCAGCCUGCUGCCCAUCGCUGCCUUAAUUUCAUCCACACUAGCCAUAUCCUUUCAAUACGGGUUUCUAACUUCCCAGAAGGAACUGUUGUGCAGCAGGCAGAAUAGCCAAAUAUCCAAGUAGCAAUAAGAAAAGGCAUCAAGUGAGGACAUUUUCCACUAGUUAGAUGUGUCUUAAUCCAUGUGACAAUUCACAGUUCACUGGAGAAACAACAUUCCAACAUUCCUUAUUUGGGGCCUGGGAACAAUUUUGACAUCACAUAUGAAAAUUUGAAGCAAUAAAAAGGGAAACUGAGUCUUGUUUCCUUAGCCUUAGAAUGAAUUUCUUAUAAGCCAAUGUGCAUUUCACUUUACUCUCCCUAGAAGUAAUCUCAUUUGUUGACUAAGAACCUCUGCUAGAACUGUAAGGGUGCAAGUACCACACAAGGUGAUAGGUAUGCUACAUAGAUGCUCUUCUUGAAAAAUCCAUCAUCUCCACACCAGCCACGAAACACAACACCAAACCCAAUGGCACAGUGGGAGUGAUGUCCAAGGAAUCCUCUGCUGCAGAUGCUUGGCUUCCAUAGUGUUAUUUUUACCUUUUGGGGAAAACACAAAGUAUUCCAGGAAAAGUAACAUUGGUGACCUAAUACAAGGGUUAGCCAAGUAUACUAGGGCCGCAUGUGGUCCAUGAACUGUCUUUGAGCUGUGUAUGAAUGAUGCGCACGUUUUUAAAAGCUUGGGGGGGGGGGAGAGGUUGGAUUAUAUGACACGAAACUUAUAUCAAACUCAAAUUUUAGUGUCCCCAAGAUUUGAAUGGAACACAGUGAGGGUCACUCAUUUACUUGUUAUGCAGUUACUUUUGUGCCACAAUGGAAAAUAAGUAGCCCUCAGCAGAUCAUACAGUCUGCAAAGGCUAGAAUGUACACUCUGGUCCUUCAUGGAAAAGAUUUGCUGACCCCAGGCUUAAUCAGACUAAUUCUCUAUUCCUUUUAUCUUAGCUGAAGACCUUUGAGACAGACUUGUACCCAACAGGGAGCCAAGGUCUCUGUGCCUUGUUUCAUAUCACACUGGUGAUGGUGCAGUAACAGGACCAUUUUGAUCACUGAAUGCCCUAUUGCCACCACACGGUAGACAGUACCACCCUUUGUGAAGGGGUCUGCACACACACCAUAUUUGGAAUGAUGUUGGGCUAGUAAGCUCUACUUCACUCUCUGGUUUCUCAUUCUUUGGGAGUGCGUUUAGGUUAAAAAAUAUUGACUUUUAAUCCAAUUUACUUGUGAAAGAAUUUGUGUCUUUAUUAAUGUGAGUUCUGACCUCACCAUGUUCUAAAGAUUAAGUGCAUGAGAAACCUUUGCCAUCUAGAUGUUUGUUCACUGUUAAUGAGAUUAUAACUGAUGGGACUUUGGAAUCUCAAUGAUCCUAGUCUUUAGGAUCAGAUCACUAAAACAUCUUAUUUGGGGCACUUAUUUUUGAUUAUGAUACAGAUAUCCCAUGUUAAUUAUAACAUAUAAAACUGAUAUGUUGUAUGCUUUGUAAAGAGUUUUGGUCUAAUUUAUUGCACAUACUAGCUUUCAUUGAAAAAUGACAGCUAAAAACUAAACUAAGACAAUUCUAAUUCUAGAAGCUGUAAGUGACUGAUGAAGAGGCACACUAUUGACUUCUCCACACCCUACACUUCCCUUUCCCAUUGUGCUGCUGCAUUCAGCCUUGUCAGCAUCUGGCUCAGUCUUUACCUUGUGCAAACAGAACAUAGGGAAGAUGGUCAAUUCUCCAAUGGAGCUGCAAAGUCAGAGGAGGAAGAGGUUGAAAGAACUUAAAGAUGCUUUGAAUUAUAGCACAUGUACCCCGUUAUCACUGGACAGAUGAGAUGUGCAAAUCAAGUGGUGUCAGUAUAAGGACUGUUGCAAAUCCUCCCCCCCUCAGAAACGUAUUAUUAACCUGUUAUUAUUAACCUGUUAUUUUUCUAUGUAAGCUAGUGGUUGGAAAUGCUUUGAAAAUGAAGAGUUAAAAUUAAAAGGCAUAUGCAUGUAAAGUCUUUAGUAUAUUUAUUUAUAUAAAGAGUAAACAAAGUGCAUAGAGAGUGGGCCACAGGUUUGACAUAAACAGACACCUUGGUGAUGUACAGCAAAUGAAUAAAUUGAAAUGGCAAGUUUAUUCUUGCCAUUGAAGCAAUCCAGAAUUGUCUUGGGUUCUCAAAAGGUGAAAGGAUAUCAAAUGAGUACUAGAUAGCAUUAAUAAGUUUAUCAGACUCUUGGUCAUAAAGAACUUUAUGGUUCAUGUAGAAUCAGAAACCAAACUUUUCUUUUUUUUUUUUAUUACCUAGCUACCUCUAAUCAAAGUGAAAACUGUUUAGUAAUUCUGAACUCUGGUGUGCCUCUGGCUGGGUCUUUCUAGUUUUGCACUAUAAAGUAAUGGUCAAAAUAGUGACUGACCUUUUGUAGGUGGUGUUAUCAUCUGUUAGCAUAUAGCAUUUAAACCCAAUGCUUGACUAGCUUGCUCCCAAGGAGCAGUUACAAAAGGGUAUGCACUGAUGUUUCUUAAAGGCGUAUGUAAUAGCAUCCAGGUCCAGGAAGUCUGUCUGAUUAAAGCAGGCUGUAUAGGAAAGUAUGGGCACAGGCUCAGUUCAAGAAGUAACAUGCAGAGUGUCUAUGCCAUGCUGUCUCCCUGUGUAGAACCAGUGCUCUCCACAAUGGGUACCAGUGGUUAGCCAAGAGAACAGUGGCUGGGCUACUGCACAAACAGCUUGAAGUUUCAGUGCUGUUGGGUGGCAGGAAUACACGCAUUUUUGUAUAGAAACAAUAACAUACUAACUGGUUAUCUACUAUUUUAAGACUGCUUGGACUAUCACUGUAUAGAUAGUGAAAUUUCAGGGUAAGGCAGAGUUUCAGCUAAGUCCACCAGUUUUAUCUAAGAUUAAUAGGCCAGCAAAACAUCUGAGGUUCCUGGCAGCUGGGAAGAGCAAUCACUCUGAGGCACUGCUAAGGCCAAGAGUCCUUUGUUAUGCAAUUCAGGGUCUAAUCUUUCCGAAAGGAGGAGUGCUUAGGUGAAUUCUAGUAUUUUGGUUGUCAUUAUUUGUCACUAAAUUUAAGAUGUGUCAAAUUUAAAGAGAAAGUUUCACACAUUAAGCAACACAGUAUGACAUAUGCAUGUACUCAAGUAUUUGUUGAGAGACUUUUUA